UUACAUUACUCCAUCUCUCUCUCUUCUCUCCCUAAAUGGAUAGUGUUUUCCAUCAUAAUUUAAGCUCCUGCUGCAAAUAAUUCUCCAAACCAAUGUCUCCAUUGUUUUGGAGACGUCUAGCUUCAUCUCAUAACUCCCACGCGUCCUUCUCUCUCUGCACCUCUUCUCCCUCUCACCCAAAAUGAAGUUUUUGUAGCAUUCCCCCUCUCCAAAACUCUCCCCUUUUCACCUCUCAGCAUUACCCCCAAUUCAAGAAAAGGGCCACCGAAAAAUCCAAUCUUGAAUCGAAAUGUCUCCUCCAUCUCUGUGGUGGGCGGCGAAGGAGACACACCGGGGCACGCCGGUGGUGGUGAAGAUGGAGAAUCCCAACAAUUGGUCCAUGGUGGAGCUCGAAUCCCCCUCCGACGACGACUUCCUCUGCCAAAACGACGCCGUCAAGGGAGGCCGCAACCGCAACGCCAAGCAGCUCACUUGGGUCCUCCUCCUCAGGGCCCACCGCGCCGCCGGCUGCCUCGCCUCCCUCACCUCCGCCGUCCGCCGCCGCGUCGCCUCUGGCCGCACCGACACCCCGGGGAAGUCGAGAUUCUUCUCCUGCAUCAAGGCCUUCCUGCUUCUGUCGCUCCUCCUUCUCGGUUUUGAGACGGCGGCCUACUUCAAAGGCUGGCAUUUCCGGCAGCCGGAUCUCCACCUCUACGACGUUAGGGGCGCCUUUGAUUGGCUCUACUCCACUUGGGUUUUGAUCAGGGUGGAGUAUCUCGCUCCGCCGCUGCAGCUCUUGACCACUGUUUGCAUAGUCCUCUUCCUUAUCCAGAGCUUGGAUAGGCUGAUUCUCUGCCUGGGUUGCCUCUGGAUCAAGCUGAGAAACAUUAAACCUCUUGCCAAACAUGGCAUUGUGGAUCUUGAGUCUGGCGAUGCUGAUGGCUAUUUCCCAAUGGUGCUAGUUCAGAUCCCUAUGUGCAAUGAGAAAGAGGUUUAUCAGCAAUCUAUUGCUGCUGUGUGCAAUUUGGAGUGGCCAAAGGGGAGAAUGUUGGUUCAAGUAUUGGAUGAUUCGGAUGAUCCGGUGACGCAGUCGAUGAUAAAGGAGGAUGUGCAUAAAUGGCAGCAAAAUGGUGCCAAUAUCAUAUACAGACAUAGAGUUAUUAGGGAUGGGUAUAAAGCAGGCAAUCUUAAGUCAGCCAUGAAUUGCAGUUAUGUCAAAGAUUACGAAUUUGUUGCCAUUUUCGACGCUGAUUUCCAGCCCAAUCCCGACUUUCUGAUGAGAACCAUUCCUCACUUUAAGGAUAAUGAGGAGGUAGGAUUGGUUCAGGCAAGGUGGUCAUUUGUGAACAGGGAAGAGAAUCUGCUUACGCGGUUGCAGCUGAUUAAUCUGGCUUUUCACUUUGAGGUUGAGCAGCAGGUUAAUGGGAUUUUCUUGAAUUUCUUCGGUUUCAAUGGGACUGCUGGUAUAUGGAGGAUAAAGGCGUUGGAGGAGUCGGGCGGGUGGUUGGAGAGGACCACUGUCGAGGAUAUGGAUAUUGCUGUUCGCGCUCAUCUUCAUGGAUGGAAGUUCGUUUUCCUCAACGAUGUUGAGUGCCAGUGUGAACUGCCCGAGUCGUACGAGGCUUACCGGAAGCAGCAGCACAGAUGGCAUUCCGGGCCAAUGCAGCUCUUCCGCCUCUGUUUGCCUGCCAUUAUUCGAUCAGAGAUAAGCAUUUUGAAGAAGGCCAAUAUAAUAUUCCUAUUUUUCCUUCUCAGAAAAUUGAUACUCCCAUUUUACUCAUUCACACUUUUCUGCAUCAUUCUCCCCAUGACCAUGUUCAUCCCAGAGGCGACGCUCCCGUCGUGGGUCGUUUGCUACAUACCGGCCACCAUGUCGUUUCUCAACAUACUCCCGUCUCCAAAGUCGUUCCCAUUCAUCGUCCCUUACCUCCUCUUCGAGAACACCAUGUCCGUGACCAAAUUCAAUGCCAUGAUCUCCGGCCUCUUCCAGCUCGGGAGCGCAUACGAGUGGGUUGUCACCAAGAAAUCGGGGCGCUCCUCCGAGGGCGACCUCAUAUCCCUUGCCGAGAAGGAGCAGUCCCCCGCACCGCCCCACAGGAACAACUCGGAGCCUAAUCUAGACGAGAUGCGUGAGGAGAUAAUGCAGCAGGAGCAGCUCGCGGCUGAAAAGAAGAAAAAGAAGAAGCACAACCGGAUUUACACGAAAGAGCUGGCGCUCGCGUUCCUUCUGCUCACAGCUUCGGCGAGAAGCCUUCUGUCGGCUCAAGGUAUCCACUUUUACUUCCUGCUCUUCCAAGGGAUAUCGUUCUUGCUCGUUGGCCUAGAUUUGAUCGGUGAGCAAGUCGAGUAGGGUGGAAACGUGCCAUAGCAAUGUAAAUCAGUAGGAAAAAUCGUCUUUGGAUCGGAAUGUGGAUACUUGAGAUUAAGCUUAUAUUAUACGACACGAACUUGGACACGAGAAACCCGUAAUUGUGUGGGAUGAAAGUCGCCUUCUCCCCUCAUCGGGCACGCCUUAUAGUAGAUGGUGCAGGAUGGGAUGAUCUCUCCUUGAAGGAGAAGUGAAAGGGAAAAUAGAGACAGAUCACCAGAUCCAUUGUUAGUUUUCUUGUUUGGAUUAUUUUGUUUUUUUUCUAGUAGUAAAAUUCCUUUGUAAGAAGAAUUUGUGUUCACUCACAGCUGAGGGAUUUAGGAAAAUAGUGAUCUGAUAAAAUAUGAUUCACUUGUUUAGGUGUGGAUGGAGAUCCAUCUAUGUAUCUCUCUAUCUUACCUCACUUUGUUAGAUGGUAUAUAUAAUAAUAAAUCCAUUUGUCUUCCAA
Messenger RNA from Salvia hispanica, 2795 nucleotides. RefSeq names its product Cellulose-synthase-like C12 (gene CSLC12). Gene Ontology annotation, molecular function: glycosyltransferase activity. NCBI's taxonomy places the organism in Eukaryota, Viridiplantae, Streptophyta, Magnoliopsida, Lamiales, Lamiaceae. Gene Ontology annotation, cellular component: Golgi apparatus. The record is from RefSeq and is a predicted model, not a curated record.